UAUAAGAAUACAAAAAUAUCAUAUACACUAGUUGGCCAUGCAGGGUCGAUGUGAUGACGCAAUUACGUAAUGACGCAAAAGAAUCACUGAACCGGCUCUUUGUAAGUGAUUCGCUGAAGCAAGGUGGACUAGCAUAUCCUUUUUAACCAAAAAGAAUGCAUGGAAUAUGUCCAAUCAAAGACUCUUCAGAUACACACGUGACUCAACAGGGAAGCCCAUGAUAUAGAGUGGACGCUCCUCCGUUUUAUGAAAAUUAUUGUUGAAUCUGAAUCCCCGACUCUCUCUACACACUGCAAAGGGUCCAAAGAGAGAAACACGCUGCAGAGCACACCUAUAUCUACUGCAAAGCAAAUUAUACUACAGCCGAACAAUAAGUCGCAUGCUCCACCAGAUGGUUUAAAAUACAAGCCAAGCCACUUUGAUGUUCAACAAUGGAAGACCUGCAAGACUUUGGUUCCUCUAGUGCGAGUGCUAAGACCAUUGCUGCUGAGCUUAAGGAUGAUUUUUACUCCAAGCUUGUUGACGACUUCCUUGGUGCUCAUUACGGAGAGCUGUUGGAGCUGGAUGAAAAGCCCUGGAAAAUCCGCAUGUUGGUUCAGAUUGGACUGAUGAGAGAGGAGCAAGAUAUUUCAUGGGUUGAUUUAAUUCAGUGGCUCCAAAAGAUUGUCCCAAUGUUUCAGUCGGCUGAUUUCCGAAGCUUGAUUGAGAGAAACACCACGACAGCUUUGAGUUUAACUGGGGAUGCCAGGCAGAAGUUUCUUGAAUCUGAUGUAAACUUUGAAUUUGUUGGACCUAUAUGUGAUAGUAUCGGAAUCGGGAGAAGAGAUUUACUUGAAAUGUCUGACUUUUCUGACCGUGCAAAAUUAACUGCUCUCACAAACGGUCUCAUUCUCGAAUUGACUAACUUUAUUUCUCGAGAGAAAUUAGACCCGGUUGUCUUAGUGUCCUGGAUUCGUAACUUUGAGCCUUUAUUUUGUAGUGAUGGCAAGAUCCAAAGAGCCUAUAGGCUCCUACGGUCAAGUCUCAAGAAUUUCAGAAUACAGUACCGCAACAAUCAGAGGAGCCGAAAGAGGAGCCGCGGAUUUCUGGAUGAUUUUCUUCAGAGUCCAUUUGAUCUUGCUCCCGAAGCUGAUGCUGAUGAUAUUGAAUACAGGAGGGUGGCAAUGAUCAAAGCACAUCUGAGGAAGAAACGCCGCAUUUCCAGGCAUAAACCUACCUCUUCGCUCAAGGAGGAAGAUGAACCCUUCCGUAUUUCGCAGACAGAUGUGACUGUGAAAACUCAUAAUGAACCCAAGCAAAUUCCCCAUGCAUUCAGUGUUAAAAGGGAACGGGGAUCACAGAGCCAUCAAACACCAAUACGGUCACUGAAGGAUGUGGAAGAAGACCCAAGAACCGAUACAGGCGACAAUGUAACACUUCUUGAUAUCUCUGUGCUGUCUUGGCAAAAGAUUGCUGACAUGAAUGGAGGAAAGAACGAAGCUGCUAAGGUGGUUUCACUUGAUCUGCUUCAAAAUCACUUCUCUGCAAUGCUAAAGGAAGAUGCUAACCUAAGAACCCUCGAUGGCAAAGUCAAAGGAAGCACCCAUCCUCUAGUGCCACCGUUGAAUUUCCUGCGUUACAUCUGCCAGUUCCUUUUUGAACUCAUUGAUGUAAUUGAACAGCAAAUGAUGUCAUUUGAAAAAGAUAUUGUGAACACCACGGGCGAGAAACUCGGACGCGACAAGCACCCCAGAUUUCAGAGUUUUGUCAACUUCGAUGAGAGCGCAGUGACCCGUUACAUUCACAUGGCUUCGGAAAUGUUAUGUCCAAGCGAGGAGACCAACCCAAAUUACCGCAGGCACUGGCUUGCUUUUUGCCUUGAAAGAAAAAACCCUUCCAAACUGCCUAUUUAUAGGUCAAAUCGUAUUGUUAACUACUUCGAAGCAGCCGCUGGACUCAUUCACCAUCAUGAAGAUGUUGCUCUCUUUGUAUCUGACCUGCAGCUUCUGAACGACGACUCGAAUAUCCUGUUGGAGAGCGUCAAUGCUGAUGCAAACGACGAGGCUUUGCAGGCAUUGGUCUGUGUAGUUUCUGUUGUCUACCUUAAAGUCUUGGGACCCUUUUGGCAGCUUCUGAAGAGCGAUGGAGAAUAUCCUCUUUUCAGUAGAUACAUCCUGUGCCUGUACGAAAAGCUCUUGGAAUGGUCGCAAGACGCGAGUUGCCUUUUGCAACCAGAAGCCUUUGUGAAUGUAUUCUUACAGGUUCCAAUGCAAGAGGGGACUUUUGAAGGAGUGUUCAGAUUUUGCCGUGAUAAUGCAGAGAACCAGUUCGGUACUCUGAUAAAAGCUUGCUUACAGAGGAUGAUGAAAGCCCUCGCAGCUGUACUAGAGGACAAUCUUAAAGAUUUCUUACCUGGCGGCGAACACUGUAAAGAUCUUCCUACGGAUAUAGCCAUUCAAAUGGCAAACUGCACAUUUUCACAGCUGAUGGGCGAGUACCCCUUUGGUCACGCGUACCCUUAUGAGAAGAACAGGCCUGAUAAAACUCUUGGUCAGACCGAGGGUUCAGUUUCUGAAAAUGCAGAACAAGAACCUGCUUCACGAGAGAUAACGGAUGAAGCUACAUCAGCAGCGGUCACAUUGUCACCUGCCAAAACUAUUCAAAAACGCUACUCCAUCUUUGACGGAGCAAAUCUAAAUGCCGCAAAAAAAAUAAAGGUGUCUAGACUAAAGCAAAAAGCUCAGGAUCACAUUUAUAGGAAAAUGAUUGUUGGAGCAGUUUCAAAAUACGGUGGCCCAUGUAAAAGCAAGCAAGAUGUUGAACGAUUGCUCGCAAAACUAGAAGGGGCAAGCCAUGCGCAUAUACGUGAGGUCAUUCGCUGUGAGCUGAACUACCAAAAGAGCAUCUUGGGUUCCAGAGACAAAAAGCUAACUCACAUAGGGUUCUCUUUGAAUGACAUGGUUUCUACACUGAAGGACGUCCUGCCAAACGAGAGAGUUAUAGUUACAUCACCAACUGAGAACGUGUUUGAUCACACUGAGACUCAAGAGACCCCGAUUGAAACAUCAUCCCUAGACCCCCAAAGCACAGCCACUGGUCACCAAACUCAUCAAAGGCGUAGUAUUGAUAUAAAGAAAACAAAUGUUUUUGGCCCUUGUUACAGGGAGAACUUCGAGUUUCUCUGAUUGUAUUUUAACCUGAUAAAAAUGUUGAAUACAUGGUACUUGCAUUAGUUUCUUGUUUUGAUUUCACAUAUGGUAAAAACAUUUGUUUUCAGAUGUUCUGUUACUAACAAGUUUGUUCUCUUACUGGAAUACUAGACAUUAGUAGUAUCACAACAGUUAAUUAGUUCAUUGGUUUUUUUUAAUAAUUGUUUUUUAUAGUAGUUGCAUUACAAAAUAAAAAUGUUUGUAGAAAAAUACUUGUCCUGACUUUUGUUAAAUAAAAACUCUACUACUACUACCAAUAAUAAUAAUUAUUAUUAUUGGUAAUCCACUAC
Onychostoma macrolepis is the source of this 3478-nucleotide messenger RNA. It is a transcript of the gene slc52a2, whose product is annotated as solute carrier family 52 member 2. Gene Ontology annotation, biological process: riboflavin transport. The record is from RefSeq and is a predicted model, not a curated record. Gene Ontology annotation, molecular function: 3'-5'-RNA exonuclease activity; riboflavin transmembrane transporter activity. Gene Ontology annotation, cellular component: plasma membrane. NCBI's taxonomy places the organism in Eukaryota, Metazoa, Chordata, Actinopteri, Cypriniformes, Cyprinidae. The transcript is spliced from 3 exons. Bases 432 to 3164 code for a protein of 910 amino acids.